CCCAUGGUAGGAACCACUCCAGUCUCGAAGGUUAAACGUCUUAAUACGAAAGAGAAACAACAAUGGUUUUGAAAAUCAUUUAAACAUACAUUUAUGUGUUACAUAAAAGAAAAUUAUUUUGAACGUGAAAGUGUAAACUUAUCGGAAAAAAAUUACGCGGGAUUACCAAAACAGUGAAAGUGCGAAAAUAGUGCGAUUUUAAAAAUGUGAUUCCAAUUUGAAAAUUAAAAUGUAGUGCAAAUUAGUGAAAAUGGCUCUAGUGCGAUCGUGUUUCUGCUGCAGCUUAGCAAUAGCGUCCGGAUUUUUUGCAGUUUAUCUUCUGAUCGCGUACCUGAUAGCCUUUGCGUUUGAAUUGCUAUGGAUUCUGGAGUCCUUGGUGGCCUUGCCUGCCGCAGCAGUCUUGUUGUGUGCGGGAUAUUUCACAAUGGCCCUGUUUGCAGCAUUGCUAAUCCACGGAUUGGCGACGAAAAAUACUCUUUGUCUCAUCGCCUGGAUGUUCGCUGUGACCAUAUUAACGUUCCCAGAGGCGGGUUUAGUCAUUUACAUGAGCAUCCAGUACUGGAGGAUCGAAACUUUAUACGGAGUGACAGAACUGGCGAGCUGGUUGGUCCGCAUUGUAGUAAAUGUGAUACAGUUAAUUUUAAUCCAGUCUCUCUACACGACAUGGAAAGACGAAGAAAUUGUCGAGAAGCGACUGAGGGACUUCACCAUGGCCCCCAUUCCCAUACCGCGCGAGUCCCUGGCGUCCCUCAACUCGCAGUUUUACCAAAAUAACGCCUACGAUAAUUCCGAGGAGAUGGCAAUGGGGCUCAAACGGGCCGCCUCCACGCCCCACAUCUGGUCGAACGCAGUGCCCAACAACCUGGCGGCGGUCCAAUUCGACGGGUUUCAAUUUUGCACGACCCAGAGCGAGUUUAAUGCGAGCGUUUUCGUGCCAAGUUACAUCAAUAGCGACAGUUUGAGUAAGAAAGCCCAGUCCUUGAUGGAUUUGAGGAUUCUCGAGGAUGGCCAGGACAAAGUGAACUUCCCGUCGAUGGUGUCCAAGACCAUCACGGAGACAAGUAGCGCCAUUAUCCCGAAUUUCGAAGUGAGCCCCCCCAGGAUGCACAAGUACGCCUCUGUGGACGCCCUCAACGACUUCAACAAGUCCAGUCAUGUGAUCAAGAACCGGACCGGCUUUUACGCGCAGCCUAUCCCCAAUUACGGGGUUCCCAUUUAUUACGGCCCUUUGGACGGGCCUGAUUUUCUCAUUUACAAAAAACAAGUCGAUAAGUUGAGUAGUAAGAACUCGUUGAGUAACGCGUCCGCUGAUGACGUGCAGAAGUACAGAGACGUUGCUUUAUAAAAGGUGCCAUUUAAGUAUUUACGUAAACGGUUGUGUAUUAGGCAAUAAAUUUUAUUUUUGUACAUAUUUUAUUAAAUUUGAAUGUUUUUAAA
Molecule: messenger RNA, 1437 nt
Organism: Tribolium castaneum (red flour beetle)
Lineage: Eukaryota; Metazoa; Arthropoda; Insecta; Coleoptera; Tenebrionidae
Gene: Rcd6
Product: Reduction in Cnn dots 6
Exons: 6
Coding region: 251-1345 (364 amino acids)
Source: RefSeq, a predicted model, not a curated record